GUCAACAUCAGCUUGGAAAUAUUUAAAGUGGAUACAGAACUAUUUCCGCCAUGCAGACAAUUAAGUGUGUUGUUGUGGGUGAUGGUGCUGUUGGUAAAACAUGUCUCCUGAUAUCCUACACAACAAACAAAUUUCCAUCUGAAUAUGUACCAACUGUUUUUGACAACUAUGCAGUUACAGUUAUGAUUGGUGGAGAGCCAUACACUCUUGGACUUUUUGAUACUGCAGGGCAAGAGGAUUAUGACAGACUACGACCGCUAAGUUAUCCACAAACAGAUGUAUUUCUAGUCUGUUUUUCAGUGGUCUCUCCGUCGUCAUUUGAAAAUGUGAAAGAAAAGUGGGUUCCUGAGAUAACUCACCACUGUCCAAAGACUCCAUUUUUGCUUGUUGGGACCCAGAUUGAUCUCAGAGAUGAUCCCUCCACUAUUGAGAAACUUGCCAAGAACAAACAGAAGCCUAUCACUCCAGAGACUGCUGAAAAGUUGGCCCGUGAUCUAAAGGCUGUCAAGUAUGUGGAGUGUUCUGCUCUUACACAGAAAGGCCUAAAGAAUGUGUUUGAUGAAGCAAUAUUGGCUGCCCUGGAGCCUCCAGAACCGAAGAAGAGCCGCAGGUGUGUGCUGCUAUGAACAUCUCUCCAGAGCCCUUUCUGCACAGCUGGUGUUACCAUCAUACUAAAAGCAAUGUUUAAAUCAAACUAAAGAUUAAAAAUUAAAAUUCGUUUCUGCAAUAAUGACAAACGCCCUGCACCUACCCACAUGCACUUGUGUGAGACAAGGCCCAUUGGUAUGGCCCCCUUAGCCCUUCCAGUGCUAGUUAAUUUUGAAUAAUUGUGUAUUGUCAGAAAAGUGAUGAGUACUAGUUUUUGUUUUCCUGUUUCAAAAACAAACUUUUUUGGGGUUUCAUUUUGUUUAAAAGCAGGCAUGCUUGUGAUGACUCUGUAACAAACUAAUGCGAACUGUUGAAGCUGCUCCCUGGCUCCAUGGUAGAGUAAUCCGGGGCAUCUUAGAAGUGUUCUUCCCCCUUCUCUCCUUUUUUGGGGGGAAGUGUAUGUGGGGUUUGUUUUUUUAGUCUUGUUUUUUUUUUUUUUUGUAAUUCAUUAAUCAGUGGACAGCCCUUAGGGGAGGAGGACGGGUUAAUUCCACAUUCCACUUCCUAGAUCUAGGUUAGAAACUGUGUUCCUCACCUGGUGCUCUUAGGAAGGAGUAUAGUAAUUGCCUCAUUUAAUAACAUACUCCUUUUUGAAAGUUGCCUUUUCUCCACCCUUCAGUAGAUCCAGUCUUUGAAGCUCAUGUAAGUGGGUGGAAGCUGUCUCGCCUCCUCUUUUCUAGGAUGCACUGUGUAUGUGACUGUGACUUCCAAGGAGAUUUGUUAGCCAUUUGCUGAUUGUGUGUGUGUGUGUGUGGGGGGGGUUAAUUUCUAACUUCUUUCAUUGAUAAAUGAAAAAAAGUAUUGCACCUUUUGAAAUAUACCAAAUGGGUUGAAAUCCUGAUUAAGAAAAAAUACGCCCCCACCAUCAGUCAUUUUCUUAUAUGCUUAGCAUAGAUUUGCAACAGUGUACGGUGUUCUUAGAACCCAGCUGCAAACCUGGCACAUAGAAUUCCUGUGAGGGUUGGUGCUAGAAGACAGAUGCCUAUGGGAUGAUGACUAUCCUCUUUCAGGUUAUGAGAACACAGGCCUGCUUCACUAAGAAGCUAUGGGCAUGUGGGGAGUGGGGGAUACUUACCAAUAUGGGGACCAGUCAAGGGUAUCCCUUUUUUUCUGUCAUGCAUAUGAGGAACCCUUGAGCAACUGGCUAAAGCUCUCUAGUUUAAUAAAAAUCAUGGCAAGAGUCUUUUGACUCUUUAUAAGUGUUAAUAGGGAUUUUAUCAGAUUAUUUUGUUUGCAGUUUCCAAUUUUUUUAAAUGUUUAGGUAAUCUCUACCUUCCCCAAAUCCUAAUUCUUGUAGAUUCUUUAGUGUUGAACCAAUGCUUUCUCAUGUCUCAUUUCUUUGUAUAUGCAUUCUUUUCAGAUGUAUUAAACAAAACCCUUCACAAGCCA
Jaculus jaculus (lesser Egyptian jerboa) is the source of this 2037-nucleotide messenger RNA. RefSeq names its product cell division cycle 42 (gene Cdc42). The record is from RefSeq and is a predicted model, not a curated record. The transcript is spliced from 5 exons. Gene Ontology annotation, biological process: small GTPase-mediated signal transduction; modification of synaptic structure. NCBI's taxonomy places the organism in Eukaryota, Metazoa, Chordata, Mammalia, Rodentia, Dipodidae. Gene Ontology annotation, molecular function: GTP binding; GTPase activity. The coding region runs from base 51 to 626 and encodes 191 amino acids. Gene Ontology annotation, cellular component: dendritic spine.